Messenger RNA from Enterobius vermicularis (human pinworm), 306 nucleotides. NCBI's taxonomy places the organism in Eukaryota, Metazoa, Nematoda, Chromadorea, Rhabditida, Oxyuridae. The record is from the annotation of a GenBank genome assembly.
AUGGAUACAAUAAUUAAUGCUGUAAUUGCAGAGAAAGGUCGUUUUUCUAUUCCUAUGAUUCGACAAAAAGUAGAGGUUGGACAUAUAAUGAAGAGGUGUGAAGAACGUUAUAAAAGGAACAAUGAAGAACUCAAGAAUGGCAAGAUUAAAAUACGUCCUCUGCAGUCCAUUGAUAAUGAGCUUGCAACCGCAUUAGCUGUGGAGCAUCUUGUUGACACGUCCUUCCUAAUUUCAAAUGAAGAAUUGUCCUGUUAUGCCCCUCGAUUUGAUGCAAAAGUGCUAGCUUCUUGCAGAGACAACGUCUAG